Messenger RNA from Acanthochromis polyacanthus (spiny chromis), 3470 nucleotides. It is a transcript of the gene pabir2, whose product is annotated as PABIR family member 2. The coding region runs from base 970 to 1809 and encodes 279 amino acids. The transcript is spliced from 10 exons. The record is from RefSeq and is a predicted model, not a curated record. Gene Ontology annotation, molecular function: protein serine/threonine phosphatase inhibitor activity. Lineage: Eukaryota; Metazoa; Chordata; Actinopteri; Pomacentridae.
UCAUUGGACGGGUCCGCAAACGUUAAAAGGGGCGUGAAGUUUGCUGCUAGCAGCUAGCUCCUCUGUGAUCAUCUGGGAUCUGUUUCAUUCUUGGCGGCGCCCAGCAGCAUCGCAAAAUGAAACUGUAGAGCCUUUGCGGACUAUUUGCAGCAGACCCGGCUUACUUUCUUCUGUGAGCCGCAGUUGCUUUCAGACACACGGGCAAGAAGUGGAAGGGUGACCCGGCCUCUCUUUCUGGAAAUGGCAUUGUGACUAUUGGCGUUGAUGCUAACUUAGCUAGUUAGCUUCCCGUGCUAAGUGGCUGGACCGUUGGUUAUGACUGAACCAUCUAGCUAGCUUUGAGCACAAUACUAGCUUACAUUAGCAAGGAGGUAAACUCGCGUUAUUAGAGUCACUCAGUAGUAACGUCGUUGUUUUAACGUCGUCUACGUUGGACUCGAGGCGGACAUCGGUUUUGUACAGAAGAAACCAGCGGAUAGUUUGGCUAACGCUAACUCAUUUAAGGCGCUAACAUGUUGCGGUAGUUUUGUUGCGCUCCAGUCGUCACCCUCUGCUGCUUUGCUCCAGCAGACUAACGGGUCAGCAGCUAGCAGUUACUGGGCAUUGUGCGGUAUGUAGCCAUGGCAUGCUAACCAUUCUCCAGGAAAGUUGGUAAAUGCUAAUAACGUUACAGUCAACGUUAACCGCAGGGCAGAAUUGACUCAUUUAUGCAUGGAGAAUUGUAGAUUUAGCAUUGUUAUGGUUAACAAGCAGCGUUAAUUUGCUUUAACUGACGACAAGGCCUCGCAGAUUGCUGUGUUAUCUCACGUUGUGUUAGCUAGUUUGUCUCAGAUCUGUUGCCUGGUUGGUAAUGUUUACUCACAACAUGUAAGGCUAACAAAGUUUUAGGAUCAAUAAUGUAACCUUACUGAGCUGGGUGGCCAUUUUAAGUUAAUGAUUUAGUGACAGGCUGCAUUAUCUAGCCAAAAAAUGAACAACUCAGGAGUCAUGCCACAAGAAAAGAUGGAGCUGGAUCUGGAAAUCCCAUCCUCCUUAGUUCAGACCGAUGGACACCUGAGGAGAUCCAACAGUGCACCCAUGAUAAAUGGCUUAAGUGAUAACUCCCAGGUGUUCCAGAGAGAAGUCCUGCGUAUUCGGAGAAACAGCACUACAGUUGUCAACAGGCCUAACAUGGUCCCUUCGUCACCUAUUCGCGUCCCCAGCACCAGACUUCAUCAGAUAAAACAGGAAGAAGGUGUAGAUGUGAUGAACAGAGAAACGGCACAUGAGCGGGAGGUUCAAGCUGCCAUGCAAAUGAGCCAAUCCUGGGAAGAAAGCCUCAGUCUGAGUGACAAUGAUUUGGAGAAGUCUUCGUCUCCAAAGCGGAUUGACUUUGUGCCUGUGUCGCCUGCCCCGUCCCCCACCAGAGGAAUUGGAAAAAAGCAGUGUUUCUCUCCUUCACUACAAAUCCUUGUGAGCAGCAAUGGUCUAACACCCAGUCCAAUCCCCAGCCCAACACGGCGGUUCAGCCGACGGAGUCAAAGUCCAAUCAACUGCAUCAGAGCCAGCAUACUCGGUCCAAUAAAACGCAAAGGUGAGAUGGAGACGGAGAGUCAACCUAAAAGGCUCUUCCAGGGAACCACCACCAUGCUGUCCUCGGAUGUCUCUAACCUGUCAGAUCUCAGUUCCUGUCACUCUCCAGAUCUGCUGGACGGCAGCCUCAGCAGCGUCUGCUCCUCCACCGACUCGCCAGGCAAAAUGGAAGGAGUGUCGCCUUCCUCGUCCAGCAACUCCCCCUUUGCUUCCCUCCAAGAUUUGUCCCCAAAAUGAGCGUGGGGACUGCUAGAGACACUAAAAAAAAAUGUAGGGGGAAUUUUAAAAAACCUCUCUCUCUUGGGAACCUUCUCAGACCCUUUCCUUCACCAAAAUGUAGUUUUAAGUGGAGUUUGCUUCUGAACGGCUGUUUUCAUGGCUGCAGAGGGUCUAGAUGGGUUUGAAAUACGGAAACGAAAGCCAUGGACGAGUUUGUAAGAAGUGAGCCUAGUCAAACUGGGAAUGACUGAAGACACUGUGAGCACCAGCUGCUAGUUGAGGAUCUUGGAUGGUGCUUGGCUUCGUAGUGAUAUUGUUUGUAAGUGGCUAUCCUGCACAUCUGUCCUACCAGUUCCCCCUCAGCACAGAGGGACAUCGAGCACUGGACACAAAAGAAAAGGACUGUAUGGAUAUGUACAUCUCCCUGUUUUUGUGCUGGAAAUCUCCUGUCCACAGGCCUUUGUAUGUACACAGUGUGCAGAUUUUGUAAGAAAAGAUUUAACUUAUUGUUUUCCUGCUUUGUUUGUAAUUAUGUACAUAUUAACCAUGUCAGAUGUCGUACAUUGUUUUAAGUUUGGCUGUGAGGUGAAUGUAGGCACAAGGUCUUCAACAGCUUUCUUUGUAAAGGAAGAGAAAUGACUUCUGGGGUACAGCUAUGGAGAUGUCCUGUUAUACUGUAAGAGAAGUUACGUUUUGAGCAGAUAUUCUGAAUAUUUUUAUGAUAUAGGCUGUGAACUGUGGUGAUUUUUAAAAAAAAAAAAUUUCUCUCCAGUUUGGCUGUUGAAUCAGAACUGAAAUAAGAUGGUCAUUCCUGGUAGUCUUUCAACACUAAAGGUUGCUCUGUAAUCCUGUGUUCUUGUCAGGAUGAUUUUUGUAGAUAUAAAGUAGAGAAAAAGAUUACCUUCUUCUUCUGGCAAAGUGUUCUUAUUUAUGGAGGAAAGAGGAAAAAAAGGUUUAUUAUAAAGUUGGAUGGUGAUAGGUUUCUAUCCCCAGUAAACCUUCUGUGUUGUCAUUUACACCAAAUCAACUGACAGCUGGAACAUUCAGCAAAAAAAACUAAGAGGCACCGUCACAUUGUGAGUAAAAAGACUGCUGUUUCUGCCAUGGUUUAUUAUUGCUCAGGAUGAUCAGUCCUGUGUCGUUUCAGCCUGUGUAAGUCUUAAGCGGGAAAGAAGUAAAACUUGACAAAACAAACCAAGGAGUACAGCACGUCGAGGUUACGCCUGCACUGUGAUAUUUGCACCUAAAUUUGCUUUGUCGUCAUUGGCCUCAGUGUCCAUAUCCACCUGUGUACCUUCUGAACCCCUUUACUGCUCUGUAGCCUUCAGUGUUUAUGUGCAAGAAGGAAGUGAUUGUGAAUCACUUCAUGGAAGUGUGCCCUUUAAACAAAGUUAUGGUUGCAGUUAAUUUACUGAAUGUCUUUUUCCUUUUAUACAAAGAAAAUGGGGGAGGGGAGCAAUCAACUUUCCCUGCUGUCAAGAUGGUUUUUUUUUUAAAAUUCUGAUCAUCUUCUGAAAUGUUCAGGGCAUGAAUUUAGCAAAUGGUAUUAUGCUAUAACUGUGUCUGUGAUGGAAAGGCUGUAAUCUGCCAAGCUGGCUAACACGUUGCCCAUGCUUGUGUCUUUUGUGGUUGCCAUUGUAGCGGACAUCAGGAUUAAAUAAAUUAUUUCAUUAUUUCUG